Messenger RNA from Bursaphelenchus xylophilus (pine wood nematode), 997 nucleotides. The record is from the annotation of a GenBank genome assembly. Lineage: Eukaryota; Metazoa; Nematoda; Chromadorea; Rhabditida; Aphelenchoididae.
AUGCCCGAAUCCAAGAGCUCUCCAAGUUAUGGCAUUUCGAAUGCCGUCUGUCAGACUGGUUCACAAGAAGACAACAAGGCCAAUCCUUCUCCUGAUCCCGCCACCCAUGAAAGAGCAGCAACUCCGGCUCAAGCUUUAACUAUUAAGAAACCGGAGAAAAAGAAGCAUAAUGAAUAUCAAUUGGGGAACACACCGGAUGCUGAACCGUUGCUUAAUCCAAAGUGGGUUUGAAAGCAUUAACUGUUACGUAAACGUUUGAGAUGAAACUUUUCGUGUACAAUAUAUAAUUUGAAUUGAUUGUCAUCUUUUUUAGAUGGCUUGUGUUCUCGGCAGACGAAGGUUAUCGGGCACCUCAAUAUGCAACCUUCUCGAUCACCAAUACCGAAGAGAAGACUAUAGCUUUUCGAUUGAGAUCUAGAGUAAGCUCUAUCUCACUGUGCAAAUGUAUAAUUUAUCCAGCAAUUCAAUUUAAUUCAUGCCCAAAUAGUCGCCAAACUCUAUUCAACUAUUUUUAGGAUCGUUUGUUCCCGCAGAUGAGUCAUUCCAAUGGUAUCUUACAACCGAAACAAUCCGUAGAGGUGAUCUGUUAUAUUCCCCCGUAUGAUCAAUGGCCAAGAGAUGUCAGUGAAUACACUGGAAAGGUCCAUAAAGUAGUUGUGGAGUCCUUAAUUGUCCCUGAUUCGAUGACAAUUCCGAAAACUCCUAAAGAACUGUUCAGCGCCGUCAGAAAACUCUUUCAUCAAACUGCAGCCAAGGCAAGUGUAAUAUAAGAAAAAAGAAUACUGAUACCGAGUCGUAAUCAAGUGGCUAUUCCUUUCUCCUAUUAUAAACUCCCAUUAUUUUAUUUGUCGUUGACUUUCAGCCACAAUGUGCUUUCAAUUUAGUCUUUCAGGCCCCUCUGACUCGCAUCUACCUCAAGUUGAAGAUAAUUCUGCCGAUUGUCGCCGGAAUCUCCCCUCCAAGAAGCGUUUCUUCGUCUACUAGUGCCAAAGUAUAA